GAGAGGGAGAAAGGAGAGAGAGAGAGAGAGAGAGAGAGAGAUCUCAAAGAUGUACAUGUUACCGUCCUCAAAUGAGCAACAAUCGAAUUCCCAACACACACUCUCAUUGGUCAUGGCAUCCUCCAUCUUAGCCAUUAGGGCCUAGUUACAUUUCACCUAGUUGGCAUAUGUAUUCUAGCCAAAUAACAGUAAUGGGGGCAAGGCUGUGAUUGGUCCAUUGCCAGAGGGCUGCCAAUAUGUUUCACAAAGAUGUCAUUUUCUCAGGUAUUUUCCUAUUUCAGUGAUUUUAAAUAUUAAGUGAUACAUUAUUUGGCAACUGUUCAGAAACUUGGUUGGUUUGUGUUUCGGAGGACGCACGGCUCUCGACCUUCACCUCUCCCGUGUCCGUACGGGAGUUGCAGUGAUGGAACAAGACUGUAACUACCAAUUGGAUACCGCAAAAUUGGGGGUAAAAGUAAGAAAUAAAAAAAUAAAUAAGAAACUGAAAGGCCACUGGCAAAGAGACAGGUACCACUGUCCACUGGCAAAGAGACAGGUACCACUGUCCACUGGCAAAGAGACAGGUACCACUGUCCACUGGCAAAGAGACAGGCAGGUUGAGAGGCUUGCAACUGGAGAGAGAGCAAGAGAGAGAACGAGAGAGAGAGAAAUCAAGGAUGUACAUGUCAACACCCUCAAACAAGCUAUAAUCUAAUUCCGAACACACACUCUCAUUGGGCAUGCCAUUCUCCAUCUUAGCCCUGAGGGCCUAGUUACAUUUCACAAGAGGUUUCACAAGGAUGUGGUUUUCAGUUGCCUGUCACCAGUAUGUGCCUUCUCAGCAUGGAGAUAACACAGAGGUUUUAAAAACAAGAGUCAUAUUCAUUAGGCACCAAACGGAAGAAAAAGAAGAGAGACAAGCUGAUCUUGUCCAAUAAGAAGCGCUCAAAUUUCAUUUUGCAUUGUGUAGUGUUUUUCUACAGUGUACCUGAAGGGGACAGUCCCAAAUGACAGAGAGGAAAUAACCGACCCCUCUUUUUCCUCACAGAACAUAUAGAGACACAAGCAUGACCUGAGUGAAUCGGCUGAUGGCCAUCUUGCCAUUGGUGAUUGGUGCACUCUGAUCUUUAGACUUUAGAAUCCGUCUUUAAGUCAUUAACAAAUUUCCUAUGACUGAGAAAUUGUGAGUAUCCCAAGUGUUUCUUUGUUUGUCAAAGAUAGCUGGCUAAUCUUUUUUUCCCUCGUAAUUUCCGUGUAUCAGUUGUGGAUGAUGCAUCUUCGCUCAUGUUAGCUUGUACUGUCAAACAGUAUAUUCAUGACAGGUUAGAAAAAUAUAUAGUCAUUAUCAUUGCCAUUACAAUUUAUACGUCCAUCAAUAAGAACUCUGGAAUUUCAAAUGUUGUUUUGAUUCCAUUGAAUGCAAUGUACUUUCACCCGUUCUUCUUCAAAAUCACUCAUUUCACAUCUUCCCCUCUCACAGGUUUGUAUCACCAUGGCAUCAGCCUGGAUAACAAUGUUUGCCACGCUGCUGCUGGCUUUUGUGAACGGAACGAAAGAUGAGGUUCACACGUCUCCAUCUGUGCGGGUACACACUUCCACCCCUGUGGUGGCCUUGGGGUCACCGGUGACUGCCUCUUGCAUCAUCAGAGAUGACUGCCCACUCAUAAAGGGGGCAGUCUGGCACCUCAACCACAUUGUCUGGCACCUCAACCAACGCCUUAUUCCCAGCAGUCCUGCAGCAGCCAAUGAGAGUGGUAGAACCUCUGCAGCGGCCAAUGAAAGUGGCUGGAUCUCCACCGUUUUAUAUUCUGUGGCCAAUCAGAGUGGCUGGAACUCAACAGUGUUUAUACCUAGCUUCACAGACACCAAGGGAUAUCUCACGUGCUGUGUCCUCCACACAUUCCCGUGUCAGAUCGUAGGAGCAGUGGAGAUAAGAGCUGGAUUUCCACCCACAGCACCACAGAACCUUAGCUGCCUGACUAACCUGACCAAGCCGGAAACCCUCUCAUGCCAAUGGGACCCAGGACAGGACACCCACCUGCCCACACAGUACACUCUCUACACUGAGAUCAGGGACUUACCAGAGAGCAACACGUACAUGCUGCCUCCAGGGGUGCAUCGCUACAAGAUACCACGGACCGGCUUCGUUCUCUUCUCAGAGAUAGAAAUAUAUGUCAAGGCGGUGAACGCCUUGGGUCAAGCCACCUCAACACCUUUGCUUCUGGAGCCAAUGGAGUCAGCCAAGUUUGACCCUCCAAAAGUUCUGAAGGUCCAAGCAGAGCCAAACAGGUAUGGCUGCCUAAGGCUCAGCUGGAGUCUCUCUGAACAGCAAGCGUGGGUGACCACUGUGACCUUGGAGGUGCGACUGAAAACAGCAAACAGCAAGCAGUGGAGUGAAGAACCAGUCCCAGUGCAACGCUUAAUGCGCCAGAGACCCAUGGAAGUGUGUCGUCUGCUCCACGGGACAGAGUACCACAUCCAGAUACGGGUCAGGUAUCAACAGAGUCCAUGGAGCGAAUGGAGUAACAGCAAUACUGCAGUCACGCUUGAGAGGGCUCCCACCGGACGACUCAACUCUUGGAUGAAGGAAUCUAGGGAGCAGAGGCAUAAGUCUCUCAGUCUACACUUGUUUUGGAAGCCAUCGAAGCAGUUUCGUGCCAAUGGCAAGAUCCUGUCCUAUGUUGUCUCGCGCCAGAGACAACCCCUGAAAAGGGGACAGCUGUGCAUCACAUUGGAUAGCCAUUGUGUUUUCCAGCUUCCCAGGGGCACAAGGAAAGUGUUCCUCAGCGCUGGGAACGCUGCAGGGACAUCCAUCCCUACAGAGGUGGAGGUGUUUCAACACAGAGCUCUGGCAGCAGUCUCUGACGUCAUUGUCCUUCCUCAUGAUGAGAGAUCUCUACUGGUCCAGUGGACAAGCAUACAUUCAUCCAGUGUCACAGGCUACGUGGUGGAGUGGAGACCAUUGUUGAAAAUGGACCCUUCCCUCAUCUUGUUUGACCACAUGGACAGGAAUCAAUCCAGCACUCUAAUAUCAGAGAGCAUCGAGCCAUACAAUCCCUAUAGGAUCUCUGUGUAUCCAAAGUAUAAGGACGGGAUUGGCCUUCCUCAAACCGUCGAGGCGUACUCUAGACAAAAGGCCCCAUCUGCCGCCCCAGAUCUGAGGGUGAGGGAGAUUUUGCAUUCUCGUAUUGAGCUUACUUGGGAGGAGAUUCCACUAUGCCAGAGGAAUGGGAUCGUGCAGAGCUACCAGAUCUUCUACUGGGAUGAGCAGGGAAACACCAAAGUUGUGACUGCUGAGCUGGAAAAGAGGAGGGUGGUUCUACAAGAGCUCGACCGUUCAUCCUUAUACAAAGCCUUUAUUAUGGUUAGCACAGGUGGCGGGAGUCUGAACGGAUCAGAGGUUACACUCAAAACUGAACCAAUGGACGACUUGGCUAUCAUCUUGAUAGUUAUUUCCUCUGGUGUUGGGCUGUCAUUGCUUAUCAUUAUCUCAGUUCUGGUCUGCUUCUCAACACAUGAACGGUUGAAGAUGUGCUUUUGGCCCAAGAUUCCCGACCCUGCCAACAGCAGCAUCAAGAGGUGGAACACAUUGGAUUCAAUGCAGGAUACUCCCCCUGUUGAGGACAUGCAGGAAUCCAGCCUGGUCUAUCUCUCAAAUCUCAGCCUCCUGGACCUGCCCAAGAAGGGUCUCGAGAAGAGGGGUGGCGAGAUCACCGAUGACCCCUGGUGCCGCUGCAGUGACACCAGUGACCUGGGCGAGUCCAUAUGUGGCUCCCCCCAAGCCCUCAGCCCUAGCUACAUAGGGUCACAUCAACACUCUGUUCCGUAUGCCACUGUGGUCUUUGAUAGCCCGUACUCAAUUCAGCCACCAAGCCAAUCCCAUGCCUACCUGCGCUCAGAGUCCACACAGCCACUCCUGGAGGAGGACCUCGAGGAGCCCUCUAGCCCAAAGGAGUACCAGAAUGUUCCCGUCCAUGGGACAUCUGGGGAGCAAGUUUCCUUUAGAGAAUGCCUGAAUGACGGCCCAGGAAGGGGAGAGUUAUGCAUUAUUUGGGAUGACUUUCCCUUGCUUAGGGCUUUGGCAAUGAAUGAUGUUCGAAGUCAAACCUAAUCAGUGGUAUUGAGAUUUUGAAAUGUAUGCAAGUAUUGUGAGAUGUAUGUCACAGAAUGGCAGAUACAUGUUCAACACCAAUGAUGUUUUCAAGACAGGGACAACAUGAUUAUCCAGUUUGUGAAUGUUAGUGCUACAAAAAAGUGCACUGAAAAAUAGCAAUUAAUAAAGUUCAUGUGUGUUCAUGUUGAUCAAUAUUUUGUCUCUUCUGGUCGUUAUAAAUCAUAAAAUAAAUGUCUGACAAAUACAUACAACUCUGAA
Messenger RNA from Oncorhynchus masou masou (cherry salmon), 4351 nucleotides. RefSeq names its product colony stimulating factor 3 receptor (gene csf3r). The record is from RefSeq and is a predicted model, not a curated record. NCBI's taxonomy places the organism in Eukaryota, Metazoa, Chordata, Actinopteri, Salmoniformes, Salmonidae. Gene Ontology annotation, cellular component: external side of plasma membrane; signaling receptor complex. The transcript has 15 exons. Gene Ontology annotation, biological process: cytokine-mediated signaling pathway. Bases 1397 to 4090 code for a protein of 897 amino acids. Gene Ontology annotation, molecular function: cytokine receptor activity; cytokine binding.